UGCUGUCCUCCCAACUACCUUCAGUUCACAAGCGCACGUGCACCUCCAACGAUCUCCUCUCAAGUCAUAGCACAAGUGUAUACAUAUUCCUCUUUUGAAAAUGGCGCCCAUUCAGAUGGAAAAGUCCUACGACGUGACAGUCUCCUCCACGCCCGCGGAAAAGUGCUCGCGACAGGAAAGGUCAAGCAGCAGGGCGUGGGGUGUGUUCCUCCCCAUCAGUCGCAGAGGAAGCUUCUUCCAAGACGCGUUUUUCUCGGACACACACAAGGACUUUGACUCCUCCGUCAGGGAGGUGUUGGCCAGAUGGAGUGGCGACGAUUUCCAAGCGAAAGACUUCCGCCGGGAGGAUAUUAUGGACCGAUACAGACAGCUUCGAUCUCGCAACCUCAAGGAAGAGAACCAGGCUGUCACAGUCACAUCUGACAACACAAGUCACAAGAUUGUGCUGGACGUGCAUGACUUUCUGGAAGGAGAUGUGAGAGUGAAGGUGUUGGACGAGGAGGAGCUGUUGGUGGAAGGACACGUGGAGAGGAAGGAGGAAGGAAGCCUGUCCGUCUCGUCACACUCCUUCAGACGCUACUUCUCUUUGCCUCGACACACAAACGUGACGGCGAUCACGUCCGUCAUGUCCACAGAUGGAAUCCUCACAAUCACUGCGCCAAAAAUGAAAACGGAAACUACAAAGGAAAAUAUCAUCACUCAGACUUCCACUUUGAAUAACUGUGAGAAAGUCAGCGAAACUCGAACACAAAUGGCAUCAAACGACGAAUCGGAAACUACACAGUCAAGUCUUAGCACAGACUCAGAACACUCGUCUUCUACACGAAAAGAAACUUGUUCUUGCCAUUUUGGGACCAAAGGAACAGCUGAUUCCUCUAGACUUCACCGCGGUUCGAGGGACACUCUCUUGCCCAUCACUCGAAGGGGAGACUUCUUCCAGGACUCAUUCUUCUCCGGUAUACACCGCAAUUUCGACGCCUCCAUCAGGAAGGUCCUCAACGGCUGGAAUGACGCCGACCUCCAGCUGGCGGACUUCUGGGAUGAUGACGACUUCCACCGCAGCGACAGACUGGGCCGCUACAGACAGCUGCGAUCGCGGAACCUGUGGAGUGACAACCAGGCCGUUACAGUCACUUCGGAUAAUAUUAGUUAUAAGAUCGUGUUGGACAUGCAUGACUUUGUGGAUGGAGAUGUGAAGGUGAAGCUGAUGGGCGAGAAGGAGCUGCUGGUGGAGGCCCUUUCGGCCGGGUCCUCGCGCACCUUCAGACGCAGCUUUUCCUUGCCUGAGUCCACUGACAUGACAUCCAUCACGCCUGUCAUGUCGUCAGAUGGCAUCCUCACAAUCACUGUGACCAAGAAGGAGACUGAAACACAACAGAAGACGACUGUCAUCCCCAUUAGCGUCAAGGAAACGCACAAUGCAGAAGUUCACAGCUCAACUUCCUCGACGACCUCGGGAGUUUCUGAGGAAGCGUCGUCUGGCCAGAGAACGUCCCACACAGCCCAACAGGAGGAACGCAAAUCCACACGAUGCCAUCAGGAGAAGAUCGACGAGAACAAGACCCAAACUGCAGCUUCCAGUAUCUCAAGCAACACCCAAAUAUCAUCACAGAAGCAGUCGUCUGUGAUCUCAGAUUUCGCUUUCACAAAAAUUUCCGACUCGCUGGAAGCAAAGGAAACUCUUGGCAGUUCGCAAGACGAUUCCUUGGCCAUCGCGAGGAGAGGAAGCUUCUUGCAAGACUCGUUCUUCUCCGACAUUCGCCGAGACUUCGACGCCUCCGUCAGGGAAAUCUUGAAGAAAUGCGACGACUCCGACCUCACGCUGACAGGCGAUGUCAGUCAGUGA
Messenger RNA from Penaeus vannamei (Pacific white shrimp), 1846 nucleotides. The record is from RefSeq and is a predicted model, not a curated record. Lineage: Eukaryota; Metazoa; Arthropoda; Malacostraca; Decapoda; Penaeidae.